Molecule: messenger RNA, 405 nt
Organism: Raphanus sativus (radish)
Lineage: Eukaryota; Viridiplantae; Streptophyta; Magnoliopsida; Brassicales; Brassicaceae
Exons: 1
Coding region: 53-295 (80 amino acids)
Source: RefSeq, a predicted model, not a curated record
UCUAUCAAUAACUAAAUAAAACACAAGUCCUAAUAAACCUGUAAAGAGAAAAAUGGCGGGAAAAGUGUGUAUGGUGAUGGCACUUAUCAUGAUAGGGUGUGUUUUACAAGCAUGCAAUGGAGCCAAUGUUGACGAGGCCAAGCCGAAAGAAUCAAGAUUCAUUUGCUUCACAGCCUGUUCCAUAGCAUGUGGCAAACAUAACAAACCUUGUUACGACGGAUGUUUGACCAAGUGUGGUCUCCCAAAACGUCCUUCUAAACCAACAUCAUCUCCAUCACCUUCUACCACCGCUUGAUCUGAUCUUAUUCUAUUUGUGAUUUGUCUCUUUAUUGCUAAGGAUGUCAUCUUUAUGUAUUUCUUUAACAUGAAUAUUAAGUGAGAAUUAUACGAUAAAUUUUCUGAUUA